ACGGUUUAGUAACCAUUCUGUCGUUGAAGUUGGCGUAGCCGGAGUGUCCUCAGCCCGCCGGACCCGCGGGCCUCAGCUCGUUAGAGAUGCAGGCGCGUUUUGGACGGCGCUCGGGACUGUCGAAGGAAAGCACAGGAACGAAGGACUGUGAAAAAGAUGGCGUUCCCUAUCCACCUCUCCUGCCCAGAAAGGUUGAUCUCCAGGAGGUCACCAUAAUCCCACACAAUGAGUGGGAAAGGAUUCGGGGUACCCUGGACAAGUUGACAAGAGAAGCAGCAGCCCUUCGUGCAGAAAGAACGGCAAAGAGAAGGAUGCACACCCAGUCCCAGAACUUGGUAAAACACUGGACUAACACAUACGCAGGAAUGAAAGAACAGAAGCUUAAAGCCAAGCAAAAGCGUGAUGAAGAGCUUGAGGCUGAAAGACAAAUUCUUGAUGUGGAGGAAGAACUACACAAAGAAGGAGAAAGAAAGAAGGCCAUUGAAAGCGCAAAGCAGUAUCAGUUUUACCAGACAGAAAGAGUGAAGAGCUUUCAUUCAGGACUUCUUCUCAGUAGAGUUAUGAAAGAGCGUGAUGCCCAGAUUCAGUACAAAAAGAAUACAGAAAAAUCAGAUAAAAAAUGGGAGAAGCAAUUGAAACUCAGCGUAGAAAAAGCUAUUAAAGAAGAGCAAGAGAAAGAAGAAAAACAGCGCCAAGCAAGAUUAGCUCUUGCCAAAGAUCAUCUGAAACAAAUAAAGGAACGUGAAGAGGAAGAAAAAGAAAGGAAGAAAAAUGAAGAAAAAGAUGCUGAGGAGAUAAAGCGGCAGAAUUUGCUGUAUGAAAUAGAAGUGAAAAAAAAACUAAGCAAGAAACAGAAAGAGAUAGAUGAAAACAAGAAACAAUUUUUUGACAGUAUACAUGAUAAAAACAUCAUCCGAGCUAUAGAACAACAGCAGGAAGAGGAGGAAGAUGAAAGGACCAUGAAGUUUAUCAAAGCCAAAAAACGUCUUACGCAAAUGAGGCAAGACAAAGAAGCUGAAACACAAAGGCUAAUGGAAGAGCGGAAAGAAAGAAUUAAUAACUUCCUAACUGAACUAAUGCAACAGAAACUUGAUAAUGAAGAUUUUAUUAUUGCAAGAGAUGUUGCUGAAGCUGAGGCUGAAUGGGAGAAAGCAGAAAAAGAAAAAAAUGAAAAAACUCAAGCAGAACUGAAAGCAAUCUCAGAACAUAGAGCCACUGUGAUGAAAAAUAAAGAGGAAGAAGAAAGACAGAGAAAAAUCGAGUCUAAAGAACAAUUGCUGGCUCUCUUGGAGGCAGAUAAGCUCUUCCAGGAGCUUGAAAAGGAGAAAAAGCUCAAAGCUAGCAUAAAGCAACAAGAAAUUCAAGAUGCUCACAUUCAGAAAAUGGCUGUAAAUAAAUUCAAAGCGAGACAAUUGAAAGAAGAAGACUUGGAGUACUGGAGACUCACUGAAGCCCUUGCAGCCGAGGAGGAGGAAGAAUUUCAGAAGUAUGCUAGAGAAGUGAUUGCAUGCGAAUCUGAAUCAACAAAGAAAUACACUUACCCUCUGGUCAGAGCUGUGCAGGAAGGAGUGGGCGGUGGGCACGGCCCGCCCUUUGUAGGCAGAGGUGGGAUAAGACCCAGCUAUCAGGCAACUGAUGCCACCGGCAUCCAGCUCCCUUUCUAUAACUCUCAAGGAUCAAAGUGUGAUUUUCAGAAGUCGAAGAGAAGGCUAGGUUUUACAUGGUAAAACAAAAAACAAAAACAAAACAUUUUUAUGAUUGAUAAAUUUUAUUGUAGCAAGUAUGAGCUACAAAUAUAAUGGAAUUUCUGGUAAUAAAGCCAAUACUUAUCUUUGUAAGAAUGUGUUGCCUGAUUCAAUUCUUUGCAGUAUUUACACUAAGUACACAUAAAUGCUCAGGAGUCUGUGCAUGUGUGUAGAUUCCAGAGAACAGCCUGGGGUGUUAUUUCUUACACCGCACCCACCUUUUUUAGAAAACUGGACCUCUCAGUAGCCUGGAACUCAACAAGCAGGCUGACCAGUGAGCCCCAGGGAUCUGUCUCUCUCCAUCUCCUCAGCACUGGGAUUACAAGUUUGUGUUAUUACACAGGAGUUUUCCUCUAAUAUGGGCUCAAAGUCAGGUUCUUACUUCACUGACUGAGCUGUAUGCUCAGCCACACAAUGUCAGUUUCAGUUAAAAUGUUAUCAGUGGGACAAAGCGCAUUCCAGGAUUGUACAACCUUGACCUUGUACCAAUGGAGUAGUACCUCAGCUCCCCUCCACACAGCCUCUGCUUUGUCUAUAAGAACGCAGCCAUGCUGUGGACCUCAGAGUCUGCCUUACGUCACAGAGCACGUUUCUGUGUUGUGUACCAUGUUGUCAGUACUUCGUUCUUAUGGCUAAAUCAGGGCUGGUUCUUAACAGACAUUCAUGUGCUUGUUCAACUUGUCACUCAGUUCUCAGUUGUUCAAAGCUUUCUUGUUACGAAUAUGCUUAGACAGUUUCGACUUCUCUGUUUCUUGUGUAAAGUAUACCUCCAAGACUGAAAAUUACUUAAAAUAAUUGUGUAUGUAGCAUUAUUGACUUGAUACAAAAGAUCAUUGAGUUUUUAUGAACCAAAC
Molecule: messenger RNA, 2599 nt
Organism: Psammomys obesus (fat sand rat)
Lineage: Eukaryota; Metazoa; Chordata; Mammalia; Rodentia; Muridae
Gene: Cfap210
Product: cilia and flagella associated protein 210
Exons: 9
Coding region: 87-1727 (546 amino acids)
Source: RefSeq, a predicted model, not a curated record